AUGAGUGAAACACCUUCAACUAGUUACUCGGUGAAUCAGCCAAACUCCUCUGAGAGUGAACAGAGUUCAUCCGCGCGCCAUUUCAAUGUUACUGAACCUGUUGUGGCAAAACGGAUCUGUUUCUAUAAAAGCGGAGAUCCUCAGUUUAAUGGGAUCAAAAUGGUCGUUAAUAACCGGUCUUACAAAACAUUUGAUGCCCUGCUGGAUAGUUUAUCCAAACGGGUCCCAUUACCUUUUGGGGUAAGGAAUAUUAGUACACCAAAAGGGAGACACAGCAUCACCAAUUUGGAGGAUCUUGAAGACGGCAAAUCUUAUAUUUGCUCCCAUCAGAGGAAAAUGAAGCCCAUCAACCUGGAACAGGCUAGCAAAAAGCCGCUGCCCUGGCAGAUCAGUAGGCCUGUCAGCGCUCGUCGUCGAGCUGUGCAAUUAGCAAGGGAGAAUGAAGAUGGAUUUGGCCAUCAGGAAAGCAAAAUAACAACUCCCAAAAAGAUGCUUGUUUUCAGAAAUGGGGAUGUAAGACUCAGGCGCACCAUAGUUCUGGGAAAGAAAAAUACACAAACCUUUGAGGCCUUUCUGGAUUAUAUGAGUGAGUUAAUGCGAUAUCCAGUUGUGAAACUAUAUACCACUGACGGCAGAAAGGUUCCUAAUCUUCAGGCCCUGAUAUUGUGCUCUGGAGCUGUAGUCGCAGCGGGGAGAGAGCCUUUUAAACCAAGCAAUUAUGAUUCUCUUGGGUAUUCACGGCCUGCUAAAUUGCUUGGAAUUGCAAAUCGCGUGUACCCAAAAGCAAAUGCCAAGUCAGAAAGUGAAAAUACGAGAGCUGAAAUUAGCUCUAGCUCAAGAUCUCAGAUAUUCUCAGUUUCUUCUGAUAAAGGGUCCAGCAAUGAUAACAACUCAAAUGAUAACAACUCAGAUUCUUCCUAUGUUCCUGACAGUCAUAAUUGUAUAGGAGGAAAUCAGUCAGUUACUGGUGAAGACUUAUCCGUGGCACAGUAUGAAGAUGACAUUGAGAAAUCUGUUCACCUUAAUCAAGAUGGCAGUAUCACAGUGGAAAUGAAAGUUCGAUUCAAAAUUAAAGAGGAAGAAACCAUUAAAUGGACAACCACUGUAAGUCGUGCUGACCUUUCCGAUGACAAAUACCACAACAUUUGCAAUUCUGGAAUACGUGCGGAAGACUGCUUAUCCAAUGUAAAUGUGUCAGAACAUAUAAAACCAAAAGAUACUCCAUUUUUGAAGAGCUACAAGAAAGAAGAGGGAGACUCAUUACAGCAAUUCAAUGCAGAAGUGUCAGAUAAAGAAUCAGAGUGUGAUUUAAAAACUGUUGGUUGUAGUAUCUGUAAGAAGAACAAUUCUGCAGAUCUAGAUGUAAGCAAUGUACCUGAGGAUAAUAUCAGGCCUCGCUUUUAUAGGCCUCCCACCCCUGGGCCAAGGCGUGUUAGACAAAAGAAAGCAGUAGUUGAAAGUGUCACCUUGAUAUCUGAGAAAGAGGUUCAGGAGAAGACAAUAGGACAGUUUUCCUACAGUGAGGAAAUACAGAACGGAGAAAAUAAAUCUGAGUAUUGCAUGGUAGCUCAUUCAAGCAGAAAAAAAUCAAGUGUCAGUAAUCCAAAGUUUAGUGACAUGAGUGAUAAUGAUUUAUUAAAUCUUCCUUCAGAGAAUAUAAAAGAAGAAAUGCUUUUUAAAGUAAGCCACAAGAGUAAUGAUUUAAUAGAAACCACAAAUAGGAAUACAUUAGAAAUGCCUGACAAGGAUGAAUUGGUAGAGAAUAUAUUAGAGAAAUCAGUUGUUGAACAAGGUACAUAUAAUAGUUUAGUAUCAACCUGCAAAGCUAACAUCAGUGGUUUCAUACCAUCAUCAAAAAUUUACCAGGCAGCUCGGCCAGGUUCAGCAGACCACAUCCAUGAGUCACGUGAUAUUAAACAAAUAAAAAGAUCACUGAGUUCUUUCAUUAGAUAUUCAGAAUUAUGUCAGUCAAAAGAAGAACCAAAAUGCAAAGCUGUUGAUUUAUUACCUAUUUCUCAAGAUUCAGUGCAUUCAGCCUGUCCCAGACAUAGCCAGAUGAAGACGAUGGUACCUCCAUGUAGUAAAGCUCCUACUGAGAAAAUGAAUCCAACAACUGAAUUCUUUCCUGCUGCUACUGAAAGUGAGAAUCAAAUCAGUGUCAGGACUGAAUCUGUGAUGGCAACACAUCUCCUCGAUGACAGACAAUCUGCAUCUUCCCUCACUAAAAAGAAGAAGAAGAGAAAAUCGUCUAACUCUCUAGAGCAAGGUACAUAUGAAAAUCAAAAAGAUAAAGAAAUUCCAGGUAUAAUUAAAAGUGAGGGAAUGCAUAUCACAAGCAAAACCACACAGGAUUCCACAACAGAUGCUAUGGAUAAUUAUUCUGAAAUGCCUCAGAAAAAAGGAACGGAAUUUUUUGCAAAAAACAAUGAUGAGUCUGUCGAUUCAGACAAAAGUAUAUGUCCUGAAGAUGAGUUCUAUCACCAGGAUUCAGUGGAACAAAAUGGAUUAUCAUCUAAUAAAGAACCAAGAAGUAAUAACAACAAGUUGGCCAAUGUAAAAUUGAAGUCAGGCAAAAAAAAUAGUAUCGUUUCAUCUGCAAAGAGUGAAGAUAGUCUAAUGACAGUUGAUUCAAACACUGAAUCUGAACACAGUCAGGAUAGGCUGAGUACUGACAAAGAAGGCACACAUCUCACAACCAAUUCUUUCGAACAGACACUGAACUCAUCAGUGAUUUCAAAGUCAUUGUCAGAAGUGCCAAAGAAUCUUAACUUUGAAAAAGAAAAGGAAAAGAAUAUUUUGGAAAAUUUGUCAUCAAAGAAAGAGAAAAAGCAAAAGGGGAUGAAGAAAAAUCUAAGUAAAGGUGCAAAUAAGUUAGAUUCGUCAGAGAGAGAAAUGACACUUGAGGGUCUAAAACAGGAGGAUUUUCAGGAGGAGGUUUUUGAGCAUUCUCUCGAUAACUAUGUUCAAACUUGGCUGAAAAGCUUCCUACCAAAUUCUGUCUUACCUCCUAUAAAUAAAAAAGAAGGGAAUGUAGAUGAUAACAGUGUCUCUCAUUUUUCUAAAGAAAAUACUGGUGCUUCUAUAGAUAAAGAAACAAGACUUAUCACAAAUAAAGUACAUGUGACUGGAAAAAACCAUCUGGCUGAAUAUAAUCUAACCAAAAAACCAUUAGAGCCUAUUUGUAAAUUGGGAACUUUAGAAGAAUCAGCCAAGGAUUUAGGUGAAAAACAAACUGACUCUUUGAUUCAUGCUAAUAAAAUUAUAGUAGAGGAAGCCAGGUAUUCACUAAAGUCAGAAUUUCAUCAUGAUGGCAAGCUACACUUGCUUCAUGAAACACAUGACAAUGAUAAAAAGACGUCAGAAGUUGAUAAUCAAGAUACCAAUCUAUGUCAAAGAAAAAAAUCUGAAGUUGCUGUUCAAGUUGAUUGCGCAACUGUCAAUGAGAAAAUGGGAACUGGUGUUCAGAAUAAUUGCAUGUCUAGCAUGUUGCUGCAUGAACUACAAUCAACUUUGCUUGGUCUCCAGAAAGAACAUAGUGGAUGUAUAGGAAAAGCUUGCAGCCUUUCAGAUCUUUCUCCUUCAGCUUUUGGUUCUUCCUCCAAUGUCCUCCUAGCUUGGCUACUUGUACUGAAUCUGAGAGAGAGUUUGAUUGGGACAAUCAAAGAUGAUACGCAAAAAACUACCUGUAGCUGUUCUGAAAUAUUUACACAGUUACAAUUUCUGAAACAAACUACAGUUAUAGAAAAAGUUGAUGAACUGAAGGCUGCCUUCUCACAUUUUCAACAAUCAAGAGAAAAUAACUUAUUACACUUUGAAAGGGAACUCAAAAGGCAGGACUCCACACAUUGCCAUGAGAAUAUGCCUAUAUCUAACAUUCAUAAUGGUAUACAUUUGCAUGAAAAUGAAAAAUCAGUUGAGCCUUGUAUUCCAAAGGACAGUGUAAAUUCUGAAGAGGCUCUAAAACUGACUGGUGAAUUAGAAAGCUGUUUUGAUAUACAGAAAGAUCUUUGUAGAGAAAUUGAGACUUUAGACUUGAGUGCUCCCAAAACACAGCUAGAUGGUCAAUAUGCCAAUACUAAUUCAAAUACCUGUAGCCUUGCAUCAGCUAUAGAGCCACCUGAAAGGAGUGAAGAAAUGCCUGAUAGCCUGUAUAAAAAAUCUCAACAUAAAAACACUGAUACAUCGUUCACUAAUGAAGAGUCAGAAACUUCAGUAGAACCUAACUCGACAGUCCAUAGCGUAACUUCUAAUGAUAAAAAUCAUAUUUUAGAUCAGGAUACUUCUGAGUUAGAAGGUGAAAAAGAUAUUGUACGUGUUACUACUGGUAAAAGUGAAGAUGAGAAAGUUCGUCCAAAGUCAGCAGGUAAUGACAAAAAACCAAAUAACCAACUUAAACUAGCUGCUGAAACUUCUGUAGAGUAUAAUAAUGAGGAUUAUUCUGUACAGGAAGACAGAGAAGAUGCAGAAACUUGUGAGGAAACCUCUGAGAGGUUAUCUACAAUCUCUCCAUUAUCAUUUUGUUAUGAAUCAAAGCAAAUUACAGAAUGUGAUAUGAGCGAAGGAGAACAGAAAUUGCAAGUAGAAGAACUGGAGAAUAAAACGUGUUCAGACAUUUCUCAAUUAAAAAAAUGCUUAAAAAGUCCUGCUACUUCAGACUGGUCAGAUUACAGACCAGAUACUGAAGACAGUGAUUAUAACUUUAGAGCAUCCAGUGAUUUAACCAAUGAAAGCGGGGAGGAAGCACUACUUGAAAAACAUUAUAAUACUGGUUAUGUAAAAAGAACUAUUGAACAACUUUAUGGCAAGGCGGAAGCUUCAUUUAAGCCUGACUUUCACAAAGGAUUUCCUUAUAUGUCGAAAGUAUUUCAAAAGGAUACCGAAGAAUUCCACUCUGCAGUGGUGGAAAAAAACAUUUAUUUUUCUCAAGAACCUAGGUCUUGUUCUGCAGAGAAAUUGUCACAUUCUUCACUACCAUCACAAGAAUUUCCAGUAAUCACAAACAAAGGCAAUGCUAUAUUAAGAAGAGAAAAUACUUUUUUACCAACACCUUCUCUUAACAGAGAAGAGACAAGUUAUACUAAUGACCGUUCAGGGGAAUCUCCAAAGCAACAUUGUCAACCUGAUGUACAAGCUAAUGAAGAUGAAGGAAUAUUGAUAGAUAAAGGCAAAUGGCUUCUCAAAGAAAAUCAUUUGAUAAGAAGAUCACCACCUGAACGGAUUGGAAUGUAUGGCAAUUUGGAUACAACAUCAACAGACACAGUCCUUGAUACUAAUAGUGAUGACGUUCCAUACUCGCACUUUGGCAAUCUGAAUCAGUACCCAGUCCUCAAUGAAAUCUCCUCUUCAGAACUUGAAGACAUGGCUAAACCCUCUGAAAAUUUUUGCAACUACUUCAAUAUACCUCAUAAUAGUGAUUCAGACCCUUUUCAGGAUGACUUAAGUAUAAAAAGCAAACCUAGCCGCAAUGGUAAGAUCACUUCCCUUCCUGCAGCAAACAAGGAAAAGGCCAAACCAUCAGUCAUGGUAGUUUCUACUCCCACACAUCUUUCCACAAAGGCUGAUACCAAUUUUCCAGCUUUUACAUCUGCAGAAUUUAGAUUGCCUGAUAACAAGGUGCAUCCAUUGGAACAGCCUUUAAAUGAUGAACCCAUACAGUCUCAGCCAACUGAUGUUAGCAGUGCUAACAGAAGUGCUCUUCAGGAAGAAGAUUCUCUGGAUAAACUCCAUGCUAUAUGUGGCCAACAUUGUCCAAUACUGAUGGUGACAGUAACACCAAUUAAUGAGGAAUGGAGAGGAUAUGCCUACCAAAAGGCAUCUGAUAUUGAGAACCAGCUCAGUCCAUGUUUGUUGGCCAAAAAGAGUGGACAUUUACAAUGGUCAGGCAAAGAUUUAAUAACAGACAAAAAUAAUCAUGUGAAUUUGAAGAAUAACUGUAUCAAUAAGAUUGCCAAUAAUAUUUUUAAUCGGUUUUAUGCUAAUAACACCUUAGAUUUUAUUAGUAACUUUGGAAUACUUGCAUCUUCAACUCUGAAAGACAUAAGCGGUUUAGGGAAGUUACAUGUUAUAGAGGAUAUGAAUGUAAAACAUGUGGAAGUCAGCAAUUGUCAAAAUAAUGUAUGCAAAUACUUACCCAGUGAUCUUGUGAUAGGCACAAAUAGUUGGCGACCCAAUAGAAAGCCAAAAAUAUGCCAAAUCCUAAGAAUAAGCCUAAUUCAUAUUGUUGGAGAAAAAUUUUCUCCCAUGUUGGCAGAUCCAGCAGAAACCUGUCAUUCUGAAACAUUUCUGAAGUGUGACACUUCUUUAAAUAACAUUGAACACAAUGCUUCUGAAAAUCUGAAAAAUGAAAAUGCCUUUCCUACAGAAGAAGAAGAAGAAGACGUAUACUUUUGUACAAUGGACAAUGGAAACAGUAAAGAUGAGAAAGACUUGUAA
This is a messenger RNA of Gavia stellata (red-throated loon), 6432 nucleotides long. RefSeq names its product RP1 axonemal microtubule associated. Gene Ontology annotation, cellular component: axoneme. Lineage: Eukaryota; Metazoa; Chordata; Aves; Gaviiformes; Gaviidae. The transcript has 3 exons. The coding region runs from base 1 to 6432 and encodes 2143 amino acids. Gene Ontology annotation, biological process: intracellular signal transduction; photoreceptor cell development; axoneme assembly. The record is from RefSeq and is a predicted model, not a curated record.